GUAUGCAGAUAUGCGUAGAGAUAAUCACACAGUUUUGUAGAAAAUGAAAUCCACUCUCGAAGAUAUUUAAUUUAUCAACUGCAUACUAUGCCCCUUUUCUACGGACAUUAGUGCACCCAUUAUCAUCAAGACCAAUAACUCUUAUUAGGAUGGCAGAUAGACUGACCCAGCUUCAAGAUGCAGUUAAUCAGCUUGCUGACCACUUUUGUAACAGUAUAGGAGUAUUACAACAGUGUUCUCCACCCAGUAAGUUUGAGGGUUUUGACAAGCAACCUGGAAAGUCUCCUUCAGAAGUCCCACAGGAAGAUUAUGCUUUAACUUUUGCAAAACUGAUAUCGAGAACAGCAAAAGAUGUUGAUACUUUGAUAGAUUCUCUACCAAGUGAAGAGUCUUCCCUCAAAGUUCAAUUGGAAAGCUUGAGACGUCUUGAGGCAGAAAAUCAGGAGGAGGCCAGAAAACUUGAGGAGGUGGUCAGCCACGGACAGCAUUUACUGGACCGUGUCCAGGAGGCCCUCAGAGACAUCGCCCAGUGUCAACUCCGGUGUCAAGCAAUGGAAACAGAUACCUGAGUUUGACAGAUUUUCUAAGAGAGACCCAGUGAAUGGAGACUCGGUGGAUGCGUCUCUGAUGUACAUUUUGUUCACUCUGAAUGUGUGUUCCAAAGGGUUUUAGCAAGGAUAAUAUGUGAUUAAUUCUGAUAAAGACAGAACAUAUAACAAUCACAUUAAGAAUGUGUAUUGAAAGAUUUGAUUUUCAAUGUACAGUACUGUUAUAAGCCUGUUAUUGAUGUCAAGUGCAAUUAUGACCAUUAUGAUAGUUUUUCAUGUACGUGUUUCAAAAUAAAAAUAAGUUAGACAUA
Molecule: messenger RNA, 859 nt
Organism: Magallana angulata
Lineage: Eukaryota; Metazoa; Mollusca; Bivalvia; Ostreida; Ostreidae
Product: mediator of RNA polymerase II transcription subunit 21-like
Exons: 4
Coding region: 150-569 (139 amino acids)
Biological process (GO): regulation of transcription by RNA polymerase II
Cellular component (GO): mediator complex
Molecular function (GO): transcription coregulator activity
Source: RefSeq, a predicted model, not a curated record